Molecule: messenger RNA, 948 nt
Organism: Pistacia vera
Lineage: Eukaryota; Viridiplantae; Streptophyta; Magnoliopsida; Sapindales; Anacardiaceae
Exons: 1
Coding region: 1-948 (315 amino acids)
Source: RefSeq, a predicted model, not a curated record
AUGAUUAAUCAAACCAAGAAAAUUUUGCAUUCUAAUUUUCGAUUGAAGGAUUUGGGGAUGUGGAGAUAUUUUUUGGGUUUUGAGGUUGCUAGAUCUGUCAAGGGAAUCAGUUUAUGCCAAAGGAAAUAUGCAUUAGAGCUCAUUUCAGAAUCUGGUUUAUCUGGUUCUAAGCCUUCUUCAGUCCCUAUGGAAUCAAAUUUGAAGCUCACCUCUACUGCAUAUGAUGCCUUAUUUCCCACUACAAAUGAUCCUCUUCUUUCUGACCCAUGUGUUUAUCAGAGAUUGAUGGGAAAACUGUUGUAUUUGUGUAUGACUCGACCUGAUUUAAAUUACUCUGUCAACUUGCUCAGUCAGUUUAUGCAUCAUCCUAAAGAGUCUCAUAUGGGAGUUGCACUUAAGAUAGUUAAAUAUAUUAAGUCAGCUCCAAGUUUGGGGUUGUUUUUUCCUACUGAAAACAAUCUGAAUCUAUCGGCUUUUUGUGAUUCUGAUUGGGGCUUUUGCCUCAUGACCAGGAAAUCGGUUACAGGAUAUUGUAUAUUUCUUGGUAAGUCUUUGAUCUGUUGGAAAUCUAAGAGACAAGCAACUAUAUCUAAAUCCUCUUCUGAAGCUAAGUAUCGAGCGAUGGCUUCUACUGUAUGUGAGGUUAUGUGGUUGGUACAAUUACUUACAGAACUGGGGUUUCCAAAGUUUAUUCCAGUCCCACUUCAUUGUGACAAUCAGGCUAUGAAUCACAUUACCUCAAAUCCCAUGUUCCAUGAGAGGACAAAACAUAUUGACAUAGACUACCACAUUGUCCAGGAACAGCUCAAACUUGGCUUGAUUCAGACUGCUUAUGUGCCUUCUUUGGAGCAGCUUGCUGAUCUGCUAACCAAAGCUCUUGGCAGCACUCUUCACUCCAAAUUGUUACACAAGUUGGGGGUUCUUGAUCUCUAUCACCCUCCAACUUGA